Messenger RNA from Xyrichtys novacula (pearly razorfish), 1190 nucleotides. Lineage: Eukaryota; Metazoa; Chordata; Actinopteri; Labriformes; Labridae. The record is from the annotation of a GenBank genome assembly.
AUGGACCCACGGAUGAAUUCAUCCAACAUCAGCCAACAGGGUGAGUGCAGGACUUAAAGGAGCCAGCCGCUACUCUCAUCACAGUGAAAAAGAGACUGUCAAACCCAACAGGAUGUUGACACAGCCUGAUAAUGUUUCUUAACCUGUUGAACUGUGUAUUCUAAAAUGAAUUUCCAUUUCCAGGUGCAGCAACGUCACCGACUGAAACACUCCAAAAUGAUUCUGGUUGUAAAGGUUUCAUUUACGACUCGCACAUCACCCCCGUUCUGUACUUUAUUAUUUUCCCGUUAGCUUUGUUGCUAAAUGGCGUAGCAGCCUGGGUGUCCAUACACCUCAAAUCUGCUUCUACCUUUAUCGUGUACCUGAAAAACCUAGUUGCUGCUGACAUUGUUAUGACCAUAAUUGCCCCAAUCAAAGCUGCGAGUGACCUCCAGAGUGCAUCGAGCGAUUUAUUUGCACUUUCAUGCCGUUACUUUAGCGCUGCCUUCUACAGCACGCUGUACACAUGUAUCGCUUUGUUGGGUUUAAUAAGUCUGGACCGUUUCUUUAAGAUCAUGAUGCCCCACUCCAAGUUGUUCAGUAAUGUAACCCUCAGCAAAGUAGUCUCAGUCUUAGUCUGGUUGAUACUGUUCGGAGGCUCAGCUUUGCCCAAUAUCAUCCUGAGUAAUCAAUCACUUGACAACCUGACACAGAUCAGCAGCUGCAUGACGCUGAAAGGAGAAGCCGGACUUCAAACACACGAGAGGACGGUGAUUUUCCUGAAUGUUUUUUUCUGGCUCGUCAGUGUGGUCAUCGCGGUUUGCUAUAUUUGCAUCACAAACAAAGUCAUUCAGUCUUUCAGAAACUCUGGCAGCAACAACAACCAGGGAAAGCAGAAGAUCAAACUACGCGUCUUUCUAGUUCUCAUAGUGUUUUUCGUGUCAUUUGGUCCAUAUCACAUCAUCAGGAUCCCAUACACUUUCGCUCAAGUCAGCUAUUCUUCCAAGACCAGCUGUGAUUAUCUAUUAGGAAAGUUUGCCAAGGAGAUCAGCCUGUGGUUUGCCACCACAAACAUCUGUAUGAACCCACUUCUCUAUGUGUUUCUGUGCAGGGAGUUCAAAGAAGAACUAGAGUCACUGAUGAGACGUUUGUCCAUCAGAUUUUGUGCAACGGGAAAGGUAGACAGCACAGUACCACAGACUAGACUCUGA